Molecule: messenger RNA, 3865 nt
Organism: Xenopus laevis (African clawed frog)
Lineage: Eukaryota; Metazoa; Chordata; Amphibia; Anura; Pipidae
Product: ras-like protein family member 11A-like
Exons: 4
Coding region: 216-944 (242 amino acids)
Source: RefSeq, a predicted model, not a curated record
UGUGAUUGGUUGGCGAGAGGAGGAAUCAGUUUUCACUUUGACUGGAGGAAGAACAUUCCCCUCUGCCACUGAUUAGGUCCCUGAGCCGCAGGAGAAAAGUCUGACCUACUUCUCAACAAUGUUUCGAGCUUCAAGAAGCUGCAGUUCAGGAACGUGAAAGAGACCCUAAGUCAACCCUCCUUUUGGAUAACACACCUGCUUCAGUCCAACAGACUAUGUCCCAAUAUUCCAACAACUAUGUCCUUGUUCCUAUCCCCGAGUAUCCUAUCUUGGACUGUGUUCCUAACAAGAACAUCAAGAUUGCAGUGCUGGGGGGCAGUGGGGUUGGAAAAACAGCGCUGGUCGUCAGGUUUCUCACCAAGAGGUUUAUUGGAGACUAUGAGGCGAAUGCUGGGGCAUUAUACUCCAGAAAGGUUACAAUUGAUGGGGAACAAAUCUCUCUUCAAGUGCAGGACACACCAUAUGUAUCAAUUGAGGAUGAUUCAGACUGUAUUUCAUGCCAGGAGCAAAUCAACAGAUCUAUCUACUGGGCAGAUGGAUAUGUGUUUGUCUUCUCCAUUACAGACUAUAAUAGUUUCCAGGUAAUCAGACCUUUGUACCAACACCUUCGCAAAAUUCACCCUAAUACCAAGAUACCGCUUCUUCUAGUGGGGAAUAAAGCUGACCUCCUGAGAGCUAGGCAGGUGGCUCCUGAUGAGGGUCUUCUACUGGCCAAGGAAUUGGGAGGCUUCUAUGCAGAGGUAUCCGCCAGAGAACACUAUGAAGGGGUAUACAGUGCUUUCUACCAGCUGUGCCAAGAAGUGGGAAAGAUGAUCUUCAGCUGCAAUGGGGAAAAGAGAAGAGGCCUUCAUCUUGGACGCCCAAGGUCGCCAAACAUUCAGGAACUGAAAAGAAGGUUUAAACAGGUGUUGUCAUCCAAAGUUAAAGCUACUACUACCCUUUGACCUCUGCUUAACUUUUUGGAAAGGCUGCAUUCUAAACAGUUGGGAGCAAAUGGCUUUUAAUUUGGCAUGAGUUGUUCUGGAAGCAAACUGUGUCACAACCCACCUACAGUCUGUACAUUUGUGCAUUGCAGCUAUAUUUAUAAUAAUUUUACUUUUUAUUCUAAUUUUUAUGCUAUUUUUAUAAAGGUUUUAAAAGGAAUUAUUUUUGACUCAGAAUGAACAAUCCCAAAAAUGUGUAAAACCAGUAGAGUGUUGUUGUUUUACCUAAUUGCACUACUUGUGAUGAUCCUUGACACAGAUAGCUAGAUAGAUGUUCUAUCAUAAUAGAAAAUGGCAGCAGUUUUUAAUCAUUGGACAUCAUAAUUGGUCAGUCUUAGUUUACUGUAUAUAAAACUACAAAAUUGGUUUUGCCCCAGGUCCCAGGCUACACUAUUACCAAAGAUAAUCAUCGGUGGUAUAACCCAUCUACAUUUAUUGAGAAUUACAGUUCCGAGCAACAGCUUUUAACUUCUGCUGAUUGGUGGAGGUUUAUGUCAUUCCACUGCACCAAGUUCCAGAGGACCCACAUUCAAGUGCAGGAGCAAAACUCAGAAUUUUGUUAAUUUACAUAUUAUUCCCAAAGUUACAUGUUUCUAUUCACAUUCGUCAAUACUUCAAACUUGUGCUGGUUGCUUCCACUUGUUGAAUAAGGUACAAGGUGCAAAGUACAGGGCACAUGGACUCGAGGGAGCCCUGGAAUUAACACUAACCUUAAGGAGAUAGCAUUUCUGGGGCUCCCUUUGCAUGUUGCACCUACACACACAACUUCACUUACAUCCAACGGAAUGCACGCUAACCAGCACCCACUGACGCCAGCAAACCUGAAGUGUAACUAGCAUGUGAUUUACCAAUUUGUAAAUAUUGUUUGUAAAUCAUGUGCGAGUUGAGACAGGCACUACUUAUCUAGCAUUUGCAAUUAUGCAGGAAUUCUGGGGAGAAACACUGCAUUGUAAGUAAAAAGCACAUUCAUUUGGGUUUGUUUACAUGCGUUAGCAAAAGUACAGCAUGCCCUGUCCAUCUAAUCUAUUGUUUAUUACCAGAAAAAGCUUAACAGUGUUGUUACAUAACUGAAGAUAUUAAACGUAUCAUGCCUGUAUAUUGGACUUUUCAUGAAUUCUCCAGCACCUUGCUAUAUAUUAGUACCAAUAUAAUAAUAACACUGAAAUGUUUUAAGCUGGAGGAAAAGGCCAAAUAUGUGAACAUAAGGGAGAAUGUAUUAACAAUGACAUAAUACCCUUCCAUGCCUUUUAAAUUUGUUUCAGAUAUAUUUUGUGUUAACUUACAAAUAAACAAAACAGUGUUUGUUUUUAGAGAAAAUGUUUUAUAAAAGUAACUGUGUUUAUUCAAGUUUGAAUUUUGAUAUAAAAGUAGAUUUAAUAGCAUGAAGUUUAUUCAGUGUAGGACUGGUAUGCCGGGGCCCACCAGAAAACCAUAGAUCAUAGGCUCACUCUCACUCACCCAACUAUUUUUCCUAGUCUCCUCACUCAACCUCUUUAUUAUACUAGUCUCUUUUAUGUACAUAUUGUUCUCUAUCCUUCCAUCCAUAUAACCCUUUUGUUCCCAUAUACAGUAAAAAUAGAGUAUGAACAAGAAAUAACCAAAUGGUUAGAAAAGCAGAGUUUUCCUGGUAUCCCAGUGAGCCAGUCAAACACGGAGUUCACUGCUCCUCACAGUUGGCAAAUAUAUAAAUAUACAAAAUAAAUAAUGUUACAAUUGCUAGCUGUUGGAAGUAUAUUAUACCCUCAAGAUUCCCAACUGGAUUAUCAAAAUGUUUAGGUCGCAGUUGUUAUGCCCAUAUUGUUCCUGGUCCAUCCAAACACCUCACAACAUUCAACUGUCCUAGGUAUAAGUAAGAAUAAUUGGGGGUUAUGGUUUAUUGUAGAUAUUCAGACAGAGGCUGUUGGGGGAUACUGGUUUCCUCCACAUCUGUGGAUAGCUCUGCUCAUGUUAGGGUCUGAUUUACAUAUGCAUAUUUUCCCUAUUUAUGUAGUCAGUGAGAUUUUGCGGAUUUGGUUUUUCAAUAUUUGUUUGUACAAUGAUCCCUAGUUUAUUCCUGUAUGUCUCCAAAGAGAGAGACCGAAACAUUGACAAAUAUUAUGAGAAUUAAAUGAAUGCACAAUUAGCAGCUAGCGAUACCUACACACACUUGAGAGGGGAGAGAUUGGAUACUUUCAAUACACACCAGUCUAUCAUGAAAUGGGAGUGAUAUGAUAGUAAAAAAAUCUUUUUUACGCAGUUACACAUUCCACUAAGCAGAACAUCCUCUGGGAAAUAAGGAUAUAGGAAUCUGUCUAAACGCUUUGGGACAUUAACCCAUGAAGGGAAUUUAAGUGGGUCGAUGCUGUGCCUUACAUUCUCCUCCUACUGCAGAUUUACUGGCAGAGAUUGGCUGACUAGUCUCCACAUUAAAAAGGGGUAUGCCUAAUAGGGCCCUUGGAAGGCAAGUGCCAGAUGGUACUUUGUACUACAAACCCUGGCUGACUCAAGGAGAGGUGGCUUAUAGCUGGCCACCAAGUGUCCUGCUUGCGAUGUAGGAGGAGGCGGGGCUAUGCGCGGCACGUCAGAUGGACCAGGUGCGAGUGCAAGCCAGCUGAGACUUUGGCGUUGACAGGUGCUGAUUCGAUCCAGGAGAGAUUCCUCAGCUUUUUUAUGUGGUCUUGUGUCCUGCAUGAGCAGCGACAAAAUAAGUAAGCGACACGGAGCGGCCAGUUACCAGGGGAGGCAAAAAAGCCACCUCUGGUAACUUUAAGAGCUGAACUUUUAAAAUAGAAAUUUGGCUCUUCAAGUGCAGCAAGCACAAUAGCGAUCACUGCACUAGCGAUGCGACCCACUCCGGCGCUACAAGUUAGAAGCGCAGAGCGGGAGGGGCAGCAGCCCCUGAA